AUGUCGGGCAUCUGCGAGCGUAGGCUGCAGGAGGAGCGCAAGCAGUGGCGCAAGGACCACCCCUAUGGUUUCUUUGCGAAGCCGAAGAAGAACCCGGAUGGCUCGAUGGACUUGAAGGUCUGGGAGACUGGUAUUCCGGGCAAGGAGGGCACGAUCUGGGAGAACGCGGUCUACCCCGUUACGCUCAUCUUCCCUGAUGACUACCCUUCGAAGCCUCCUAAAUGCAAGCUUCCGGCUGGCUUUUACCACCCCAACAUCUACCCCUCCGGCACCGUCUGCUUGUCCAUCCUGAACGAGGAGAAGUCAUGGCGGCCAGCUAUCACUCUCAAGCAGAUCCUCCUCGGCAUCCAAGACCUCCUCGACGCGCCCAACCCGGACGACCCCGCGCAGCUCGAGGCAUACACGACUUUCAAGAAGGACCUUCCGGCGUACGAAAAGAGGGUCAAGCAGCAGGCGAAGGAGUACGUUCCCAAGUAG
Messenger RNA from Rhodotorula toruloides NP11, 477 nucleotides. RefSeq names its product ubiquitin-conjugating enzyme E2 I. Gene Ontology annotation, biological process: protein sumoylation. Gene Ontology annotation, molecular function: SUMO conjugating enzyme activity. The transcript has 10 exons. The record is from RefSeq and is a predicted model, not a curated record. The coding region runs from base 1 to 477 and encodes 158 amino acids. Lineage: Eukaryota; Fungi; Basidiomycota; Microbotryomycetes; Sporidiobolales; Sporidiobolaceae. Gene Ontology annotation, cellular component: nucleus.